CAUUUACCUAGUCCUACAUGUUACGUACCCUGUAACUGGGUUGUCAAACCAGCAGAAAUGGAACACUCGUUGGAGUCUGUGAUUACUAGAAACUAAGAAAGUUUUAUUCACAAAGAUUGUAAGGCAUUUUGCUACAUUAAAUCUUGAGUUGGAUCCAUUGGCUCUCAGUUGAUUACAGCUCGGUCUCGUGAUCUGUGGACCGCCUCCCAGCCUGCAGACUAUAAAGCCGAGCAGAGAGCGGGUUUGUUUUGUCCAGUGACCAGCUCGACACAGUGAAGCGAAAAUCCCGAGCAGCAGCAUGAGCAACACACCAGAAGAUUUGUUGAAAGAGAAGCUUAAUCAGCUUCAGUGUCACUUCACGUGGACCCCCAAGAAGGAAACCAUUGACUUGGAAGAUCUUAUGUAUAGAUUAGAAGAUGCUGUCCACUUUGCCAUCAAAUAUCAAGCCACAUCCUACAACCAGAUGGCUUUUGUGAACUGCUUGGAAGGUAAUCAUGAAGAAGCCAUUAAAAACUUAAAGGAAGCUGAAAGGAUUCUGAGGGAGAACCACAAAGAUGAAUUUGAAAGAAGAAUCAUCAUCACCUAUGGAAACUUUGCCUGGGUGCAUUACCACAUGGGACAGCUGACCGAGGCCCAGUCUUACCUCGACAAGCUGGAGGUGAUCUGUAAACCGCUCAGUGACGGCCCUCGCUAUACAGCAAUGAUCCCUGAGGUGUACGGGGAGAAGGGAUGGUCAUUGAUGAAGACUCGUGCUGAGUUCUAUGAGGAGGCAAAGGAAUGCUUUGCAAAGGCUCUGGAACAAGAUCCUGACAAUACUGAUUGGAUCAUGGGAUAUGCAACUGUACUGUCUCGUCUGGAAGCAUUUUCUGGAACAACAGAGCAUCACGAACGGAUUCAGUCAGUGAAGCACCUGCGACGAGUACUGGAGCUUGAUCCUGAUCACUCUCUGGCCAUGGUUCUGUUGGCCCUAAAACUGCAAAAGUUCAAUGCAAAGAAAGAAGCAAAUGAAUUGGUUCAACAGGCAUUGCAGAAAACCCCUGAUUUUCCAUAUAUGCUCCGCUAUGCAGCAAAAUUUUACAGAGUUCAGGGAGCUGUGGACAAAGCUAUUAAUCUGUUGAAGCAUAUAUUAGAAUUCACUCCAAAAUCCUGUUUCGUACAUCACCAGCUGGGUAUGUGUUACAGAUCUAAACUCAUGCCAUGGGCAGCCGAUCCAUAUCACACACGUCUUCAUUACCAUGCACUUCGACACAAAACUGAGUUGAUUGAACAAUGUAAAUACCACUUUGAAAAGGCCUGUGAGUAUCGUAAAAGGUCAUCUAUUCUACCACAUUUGGAUCUUGCAGACCUCUAUGUAAAAAUUGGAGACCACUCUAGAGCAGAUGAAAUCUACAGUUUUCUUCUGAAACUAAAAGAUAUUCGCCCAGAAAAUAUUCAGGUGGUAUGUUUACGUGCUGGAUCGUUUGAACUGUAUCACAGAGGUUCUGAAUCAAAUGCCACCAAGCUAUUCCUAAAAGGUUUGAAGAUUGAAUAUAACUCAAGUGAACGGAAAAAAUGUCAUUAUGAACUGGAGAAGUGGGCAGAUAGGAAACUUUGCAGGAAUCCAUAUGACAGCAAGGCCCUUGGUAUCAAAGGGUUACUGUUUCAGCAGAGUGGGAACAAGGCUAAAGCUAUUCAAUACUUUGAAGAGGCUUUGGAGACUGAUCAUGAUAAUGAAGACUAUCUGAGUGCUCUUUGGGAAUUACGCCUUUCCUUGAAGGGCCAAAAUGAUGCUUGAAAGAAACAAUGAUUCUGUCUGAUCUAAGGAGUUGUUUUGUGACACCUUUGUUUCACUUAAUGUAUUCAUGUAGCACCUUCUUCAAAUGAGAUAUUACUAGUGAAAUCUCAAAAAUACCCUUAUUGCAACCAGUCUCAAUCUCUCUGCUGUAUUGAAGAAUGCUGAUGACUGAAGUAUACGAAAUAAAUCGCAUUGGUUCUACAAUUUUACUCCUGACUUACUUGACUCCAUAACUGUGAGGUGAAGCAAGGUUGGAUAUAAGAAAUUAUUCUAAAUGGAGCCAAAUGCACAAACCUGUGAAAGAACCUUUUGCACAUUCCUACCGUACUUCAUCUCUUUUACUUGCUAAUCCUGAGGUGUAUUCUGCAUUUCAGUUUGUAACACAAAUCCUACUGAAGACAUGUAGAUUUUGAAGAAUGAUAAAGACCAUUUUCAAAUGGACACGUCUUGCAUAAAAGUUUCACGGCAAAGAUUGGAUCUGAGUAAAUUACGUGAAAGGGACACAAGCAAAUUCUUUACAAUACCUAUCCAGUCUGCUGACAGCACCUACAACUGCUUCAAAAGGCAGUGCAACAGCUAAAAAUUUUUCAAUCUCGUCUUCAAUCUCGGGCAGAGUGGUUAACUCAGCGGUCCCCAACCACCGGGCCGCAAAGCUUGCGCUACUGGGCCGUGAGGAAAUGAUAUGAUUUGGCCAUAUGAGUCAGCUGCACCUUUCCUCAUUCCCUGUCAUGGCCACUGUUGAGCCAUUACGCACGUGAGGUCAUUAUCUGCGAGUCAUCCAUGUCAGCACGGGAAGGAGACCAACUCCUCGAGCUUGCAAGUGACGGUGGGCUGAAAGUAUGUUUGACAUAACAUCUCUGCCGGAAUUCUGGAUCAAAGUCAAGGCUGAAUAUCCUGAGAUAGCCACGAAAACACCGAAAACGUUGCUUCCAACAUAUUUCUGCGAAGCGGAAUUUUCUGCAAUGAAUGCAACGAAAACUAAAUUGCGAAAUAGACUGGACAUGGGGAACCCCCUUUGAGUAUCGCUGUCUCUCAUCACCCCUCGAUAGGACCGUCUUGUUGCAGGAAAACAAGCCCAGGGCUCCCACUGAUUCAGCGAUAUUGGUGCGUUGCAAUGAUUUUACAUGUUCAUACGGGGAAAAUAUGUGUUGUGUGUUUAAUAUCCAAACGUUACUUAAAAUGUUAUGAUGCUAUUGGCUUAUAUAACAAUUACAGCACAGAAACAGGCCAUCUCUGCCCUUCUAGUCCGUGCCGAACGCUACUCUCACCUAGUCCCACCGACCUGCACUCAGCCCAUAACCCUCCAUUCCUUUCCUGUCCAUAUACCUAUCCAAUUUUUCUUGAAAUGAUAAUAUCGAACCUAUUUCUGCCACUUCUACUGGAAGUUCGUUCAACACUUACUUCAAGCUCCCCUGUCCUCCCCUGAUAAUUGACUUAUCACUAUAUUCAUGCGAGGAAAAUAUGCGCUGUGUGUUUAAUAUUAAAUUCAUUAGAUAAACCCUUUUAGAAACAAAACUGAGUGUAUUAGCCACUUAUCACCUAUAUUCCAGUCGUGAUUAACACCCCCCCCCCCAGAACAGAAUCGCCAAAAACGAUUUGCGGGGAAAAAAAAUCGGCAGGCGCAUGCGUUGGCAGGUUACGCAUGCGCACUGGUGCCCGCGCAAGGCUUCAUGGUCAUUGUAGUCUUUCUCGGGGUAAACACAACGUAUUUGACUGCUACUCUUGUCCGUUGGUAACCCUACCUCCCCACACCCAGUCGGCCGGUCGGCCGGUCCGCAAGAAUAUUGUCAAUAUUAAACCGGUCCGCAGUGCAAAAAAGGUUGGGGACCCCUCGGUUAACUGCCAAGGACUUGGUCUGUAACCACAAGGCACCAGGAUAACAUAGCAGUUGGUGUGAUGCUAUUGCAACUCGGAGCAUUGGAGUUCAGACUUCAGUGUUUCCUCCCACAGUCCAAAGACGUACAAGUUAGUGGGUUAACUGGAUACUGUAUAUUGUCCUGUGAUUAAGCUAAAGUUAAUUAGGUUGAUUGUUGUGUUGUAAAAGCCGGAAAUUGGAACUAGAUGGGAGAAUAGUUUAGCUCAUGGUGGAGUGGCAGAGCAGACUCGAUGGGCCGAAUGGCCUACUUCUGCUCCUUUGUCUUGUGAUCUUGUGCAGUACAACUCGCUGGGGUGGUAGGACCUGUAUUGUGCUAUAUCUCUAAGUAAAUAUUAACAAUUAAGCCCAGAUCGGAAAUGCCCGUGGACUCAUUUAUGCAACCAGAUGAGUAAGGUCAAGCAUUUGACUGGUCCACCGAUAACUGAGCAUUGAUUUCUAAGAGGCAAUUCCCAUAAUUAGACAGAGCAAAUUAGCUGCUAGUUUGAGGUGGCUGCUGGUGAGAUGUUUGUAAUCAGAGAGAGGGUAUUUACUGCAUGUUUGAGAUCAGCUAAGCUUGUGUUCCACAGGUUUUGAGUUCAAAGUCCAUUUCUUAUCAAAGUGUGUAUACUAUAUGCAACCUAGAGAUUCGUCUAUUUACAGGCAGCCACAAAACAAAGAAACCCAACAGAACCCCAUCAAACAAAAAGACCAUCAAUGUGCAGAAAACAAAACAAGACAUGCAAACAAUAAAAGUAAGCAAAUAACAUUCAGCACUGAAGUUCACUAAAGUGGGUCCACAGCCACAAAGGCAGCCUUCACUGCAGUUGAUCCAGGAGCUGGAUAGUUGCAGGCCGCAGCCUCAGUUCAGAGAUGAGUAAACCUCGCUGAGCAGUGAGCUGAACACCGGCCCAUCUGUCACCUCCAGCCCCGACACACUGACCUUUUCAAUUUGGCCCAGCACUUAAAUCGGCUGAACCUUUGGUUGUCCCUCACACUCAGGUCUGGGCCCUGCCACUUCACCUCUGCCGGCUUGCUUUGGUUCUGCUGCAUUGAAUCGCCUCCAAGUCUGCACCAACAAUGGCCAAACAUUGGCUCAUUUCCCACUCAAAAUGCCUUAGCCCCACCAGCUCGUUCGGCCUGUACCCACCAUGCUGCAUACAGGGGUGCAAGAGCCCUUAGAAUACAAGCCUUUGUUUACAAGAUGCCAAGCUGCGGUCUCUGAUUAGGUUACGGCUCAGACUUUGUCCUUCUUCCCAGUUAUUAGGGAUGGGUUUGGGGACAGAGAAGGUUUGUGAUCGGAAUAGGGUUUAGAGACAGAGAUGCGGAGGGUAUUAGAUGUCAGGCUGAAUCUGAACCCCUGCUUCCCACUUGAAAGCCAAUGAUAAGAACACAGGACACCCAUGGUCAGAUGUCAGGCCUGUGGACCAGUACAGAUGAGGACUGAUGGCCCUCCGCCCCAUAGUCUGACCAAGGGCUACUUUCCUAGAUGGAGGUUAUCAUGUCACAUUGAUUCAGACCAAGGGUCCGAGAGACACUUCGCUGGAAGUGUCUGGCGGAGAAUUACAUUGGCUGAUGAACGUUGAGCGGUCUUUCCAUUAUCCACAUCAUCCAAAGUCAUCUGGACAAGUUGAAAGAGUGAAUGGAAUCAUCAAGCAAUAACUGACUACGUAUCAUGAAGAGGGGAAACCAUGGCCAACGGCCCUUCCUAUGAUUCUGUGUCAUAUCACAGCAACUUCAAAGAAGGAAACUAAAUUGAGUCCAUUCACGGUAGUAACAGAAUAACCAAUGUCUCUACCAGUGUACCUAUUCAUAAGGACAAUCCGAAAGGCUGUAAGACCAUAAGACGUGAAUCAAGCCCAUCUAGUUUUUUCCACCAUUCCAUCAUGGCUGAUUUGUUAUCCCUCUCAGCGCCCUUCUCCUACUUUCUCCCCGUAACCUUUGAUGCCCUGAGUAAUCAAGAGCCCAUCAAUCUCCGCUUUAAAUAUACUCAAUGACUUGGCCUCCUCAAAUCUGGUUCAUUACACAAUGCCAAUCCAAUAUUGCCUUUCCCCUACUGGGCUCAACCACAAGCUGCUCUAAAAAGCCAUCUUUUAGACAUUCUACAAUUUCCCUCUCUUGGGAUCCAGCACCAACCUGAUUCUUCUAAUCUGCACGCAUUGUUUUCCCAUCGAAAACAGUACAUCCUGGCUACUGUUUGUAACUCCCUUGCAGAUUUUUAACUCUACCCACAAGGAUUCUACAUCUUCUGAUCCUGUGUUACCGUCUUCUAAAGAUUUAAUUUAAUUUUUUUAACCAGCAGAGCCAUCCCACCCCCUCUGCCUGUCCUUUCAAUACAAUGUGUGUCUUUGAAUGUUCACCUCCCAACUAUAGUCUUCUUUCAGUCACAACCCAGUGAUGCCCACAUCGUCAUAUCUACCAGUCUAAAACUGCACUACGAGAUCAUCUACCUUAUACUGCAUGCAUUCAAAUAUAACGCUUUCAGUCCUGUAUUCAUCGCCCUUUUCAAAUUUGCCCCCAUGUUACACUUCACUUCAUCCCACUGACUGCAAGUUUGCCCUGUCAUCUGCCUGUCUUUCCUCACACUCUCACCACACACUGCAUCUAAUUGUAUACCAAUUGCCCCAUCCCCAGCCCUAUCACUCUGGUUCCCACCCCCCCCGUCAAAUUAGUCUGAACCCUCCCCAUGACAAUAGAAUAUUCUAUAAAUACUAUUGAUGCUUUCAUAACUUGGGGUGCCUCUGAAUUUCAGAUAUAAUUCUAAACAUGUGAUUUAGAAUCGGGAGGGUGGGGAAUGUUAUAUUAAAGUAUAGAAUUGUUAUUUCAUUAUUGUGUGCUUCCUUGUAUUUUUAUAAAAUCACUUACCGUAUAUACAUGCAAUUGUUCAGUGGAUUUUCCAGUAAUUGUAGUAUAAUUGUAUCGGUAUUUUCCAGAAGCUUCUCUGUUUUCAGUAGCAGGUAUCGUACCAUUUGAACAAGGCUAUUUUAUAGGUUAAUUGUUAUCACUGGAAUUUGUGUUUUCCCUAGUCUGAGUUUGAGGUGAUAACGAAUGAUUUUUUUCUUUGUUUCCUCGGCUCCUCUUUCUUGCUUGUUUUUCACUCUUGUAACAUUUAAUAAAACAAUUAUAAGCAAUAAGUUUUAUGCCUCAUUCUUGACUUCUGAAGAACCUUUAGGUCACAAAGGUAUCAGGUUCCAACAG
This is a messenger RNA of Mobula hypostoma (lesser devil ray), 6824 nucleotides long. Its product is annotated as interferon-induced protein with tetratricopeptide repeats 1-like. The transcript has 4 exons. Gene Ontology annotation, molecular function: protein binding. Gene Ontology annotation, biological process: defense response to virus. NCBI's taxonomy places the organism in Eukaryota, Metazoa, Chordata, Chondrichthyes, Myliobatiformes, Myliobatidae. The record is from RefSeq and is a predicted model, not a curated record. Gene Ontology annotation, cellular component: cytosol. The coding region runs from base 299 to 1774 and encodes 491 amino acids.